GUUUUGUUUAUGUUUGUGUUCCAAAUAAAGAUUUUGUAAAAAUUUAAGUUGUGAUGAAACUAUGAUGCGCCCAAGUCGAUCGCGGUUUCUUCGGUGUGGUGCUCGACUUGAUCGUGGUCCCUCUUCAAACUCGGUUGAAACGGUUGUGCGAAAUGUUAACAUCCGGAAGCAAAAUCGUCCAAACGCCAAUGAUGGUGGUCCAAGGCUCCCCUGGAAGUCUCUGCCGGAUCCAUUACCAUUUAUGUGUGUCCCUGCACUAAUCCGAAUAUAUAAUAUUCGCAACGAUGCUGAAGUAAGUCGAUUAAUCACAAAUCGUUUUCAUACCGAUUCCCGUUAUGUGCUGCUAUCCGUUCCGGGAUUGGACCAAGUGCAAUGCCAUUCGAUAUGUAUCAACAUAAUUCAAAAUAAAACCGACAGUGAUGCUUUCGCGCGGUGUAUGUCUUUAUUAAACAAACAACAAGGAAAAAUGUGCCCGUGGCAUCUAAGCAAUAAGGUACAGGUAGAGGAUUGUAAUUAGCAUGUUCCAAACAAAUUAACAAAAAAAAUUACUGCCAUUUUUAGAAUGACUAACCGAAAAGAGUUUGAUUUGAAAUCAUAUAAAUUAUGUUUUAGUUGUGAUUCAGUUUUUAUUAGGGUUUUAUUUUUAUAAAACCUUAAUAAAAUACUGAAUAAUCUUAAAAAGCUCUAAAUAAUUUUCUAUUCAAAAGUUUAUAUUAAAAAAACAGAACAUCCAAUCUUCCACAAACAAAAUGAUAAAAAGUAAUAGAAAAU
Messenger RNA from Armigeres subalbatus, 771 nucleotides. RefSeq lists its product as uncharacterized. The transcript is spliced from 5 exons. The record is from RefSeq and is a predicted model, not a curated record. Bases 62 to 517 code for a protein of 151 amino acids. Lineage: Eukaryota; Metazoa; Arthropoda; Insecta; Diptera; Culicidae.